AUGACGCCUCGCUGCUCCUUCACUACCAUCACCUUCGCCGACCCAUUGAUUGUGUGCCACGAAGGGCGGCAUAGGCAGCGAGAGGUCGAUACUAGGUUAAUCUGCGAACCGGGCAAUCUGAUUCACUGUUAUUCCGGCAGCGAGAUUUUAUACAAUCAAGCCGGCCUGCGACAUAAGCGGUGUCCAUCUGGCGCAUGGAACACUAUACGAAACUGGAGCCUAGAGCUCAUUGACGAGGCUGGUGAUAUCAUCAAGGCAGGCGACGUGGCUGCUGAGCUGCCAGGAGGUAGAGCAAAGAACUGCCAAGGCAGACGAUGGGCCCUGUACACUACAUGGCGUCCAUUGAAACCUGUCAAGCGGGAUCCAAUGGCCUAUGUCGACUACUGGACAGCUGAUGAGCAAGACGGCGUAAGCUUCUGGCGUAACUCGCCCGGGGUGCAUGGGACAUUUGAGUUGGAUGUACUGCUGACCAAGGCUAAUCCCAAGCACAAGUGGUACUGGAUUAGUGACCAGACUCCAGAUGAGGUUCUUCUUAUGAAGAUCACGGAUACCGAGAGUGAGAAGAACGGGAGUGAUGUCGCGGGAGGGGUUCACCAUUGUUCGUUUCAUCUGCCGGGCACUGAGGAUGAAGAAGCGAGGGAGAGCAUUGAGACCAAGUUCAUUACAUUCUGGUAA
Molecule: messenger RNA, 675 nt
Organism: Fusarium oxysporum Fo47
Lineage: Eukaryota; Fungi; Ascomycota; Sordariomycetes; Hypocreales; Nectriaceae
Exons: 2
Coding region: 1-675 (224 amino acids)
Molecular function (GO): oxidoreductase activity
Source: RefSeq, a predicted model, not a curated record